AUGAGGCAAGUGCGCGUUCUGUGCCAGAAGACGAUCACGCCGGUUCAAGUUCUGGAAGCGGCAAUGGAAGACGACAACUCCAUUCGCAAGGCCAUCAAGAAGAUACGUCUCACAGACUGCCAAGGCCGGGACAGUUGGCUGGAGAUUUUUCACGAAAUCAGUUUCAUGGACUACGCUUCGCAUCCGCACAUCAUGAAGAUGGACUGGGCAGUAAAGUGCAAGGACUUUGUAGCUAUCUGCAUGCCUCUGUGCUCACGAGGAUCUUUGCAUGAUGCGCGUCACCGUCUCAACAGGGAGCAGUUAGAGCGCUGCUUCGUGCAGACCGCCUGUGCACUGAGAUAUCUUCACAACAGGUGGGCUGUACACGGGGACGUGAAGCCUGCCAACGUAUUCCUGGAUGAAUCCAACAACGCUAUUCUCGGUGACCUGGGAAUGUCCCGCCUUCUGGCACACGGACAAAACAGAAGAUCCAGACUGACAUCACCGUCGAUCCUUUUCUGGUGA
Aplysia californica (California sea hare) is the source of this 504-nucleotide messenger RNA. RefSeq names its product NUAK family SNF1-like kinase 2. Lineage: Eukaryota; Metazoa; Mollusca; Gastropoda; Aplysiida; Aplysiidae. The record is from RefSeq and is a predicted model, not a curated record. The transcript is spliced from 2 exons. Gene Ontology annotation, biological process: protein phosphorylation. The coding region runs from base 1 to 504 and encodes 167 amino acids. Gene Ontology annotation, molecular function: protein kinase activity; ATP binding.